Branchiostoma floridae (Florida lancelet) is the source of this 2138-nucleotide messenger RNA. Its product is annotated as carnitine O-palmitoyltransferase 2, mitochondrial-like. Gene Ontology annotation, cellular component: mitochondrion. Lineage: Eukaryota; Metazoa; Chordata; Leptocardii; Amphioxiformes; Branchiostomatidae. The transcript has 12 exons. Gene Ontology annotation, biological process: fatty acid beta-oxidation. The coding region runs from base 142 to 2115 and encodes 657 amino acids. Gene Ontology annotation, molecular function: carnitine O-palmitoyltransferase activity. The record is from RefSeq and is a predicted model, not a curated record.
UGCCUGCACAGUACUUGAAGCGUCAUUGACUGAACAAUCGCAGUUUUAACGCAUUCAUUUAACUCUGUAUGUUUUUCACGAUGUGAACCUUUGCUUGCAGCUAGAUGGUAAAGGUGGCUCUUAUACCCCUUAGGAUAACAAAUGAUUUACCCCUGUGCUGUUGUCAGAGAGGUAACCUUUGACCUCCUGUUCUCUAACAUGGCUGCCCUUCAGAAGAUACCGGCGUUCCAGCCCGGGCUGAUACCGGCGUACCGCCGCCUGUACGGGCUCACUGGGAGGAAGAUACGCAAAGAACAGAUCCUUGCUGCAGUACCAGCCACAUCAGUCCAGGGGCGCUUCAAGAGCAGCAGUCGAUCGCGGGAGUAUCUGCAGGAGAGCAUCGUGCCAAGCUACCAUUUCCAGCCCAGCAUGCCGCGCCUGCCGGUACCCAAACUGUCGGACACGUGUGGCCGGUACCUGGCCUCACAGAACCCCAUGUUGGACAGUCAACAGUACACUGAGACAGAGAGGAUCACUAAGGAGUUUGAGGCUAAGGAAGGGGCAGAACUGCAUAAGGAGCUUGUUGCCAUGAACGACCAGAACAAGCACACAAGCUACAUCUCAGGCCCAUGGUUUGACAUGUACCUACAGAGCCGGCUCUCUGUAGUGCUGAACUUUAACCCCUUCAUGUCGUUUGUGGAUGACCCCAGAGCUGGAUACACUGACCAGCUGGUGAGGGCCACCAACUUUGUGGUGUCCUCUGCAAGAUUUAUGAAGUCCCUGAGAGCCGAGCUGCUCAAGCCUGAGAUUUUCCACCUUGGUGAGAGGAGCAAGUCCAAGUGGUUUGAGAAGAUCAUUCGGUACGUUCCCAGUUCCCUGUCCUGGUACGGAGCUUACAUGGCUAACGGAUACCCCCUGGACAUGAGUCAGUAUAAGAAUCUCUUCAACUCCACACGAAUCCCUCGUACAGGGAGAGACGAAAUCGUGGUGGACGAUAUGGCUAACCACUUACUGGUCGUGAGGAACGGGCACAUGUACGUCUUUGAUGUGAUGGACGCUGAUGGUAACAUCAAGCCAGCGGCCGAGCUGCAUGCCUACCUGAGCCACAUCCUGUCUGACAACUCCCCACCCCCCUCUCACCCCCUGGGCUACCUCACCGCAGAGAACAGAGACACAUGGGCAGGACUGAGGCAGAAACUAGAGGACUGUGGGAACGGUGAAGCACUGAAGGCAGUGGACAGCGCAAUGUUCUGUCUGUGUUUGGACGACUCGACAGCAGAGGAUCCAGACAGCCUUACCAGACUGAUGCUGCAUGGAGAUGGGGCCAACAGGUGGUUCGACAAGAGUUUCUCCCUGAUCAUCGACAAGAACGGGAAAGCUGCGGUUAACUUCGAACAUGCGUGGGGCGACGGCGUGGCUGUUCUGCGCUACUUUAACGAGGUUUUUGACGACAUGUCGAUUUCUCCCAACAUUACCCCCUCCUGCAAACCUGCGGACAUCAAUGCUUCAGAACACGUCAGGAAGUUGGAGUUCAAACUUGACGGAGCGCUGCAGGAAGGUAUCCAGACAGCGAAGGAGAACUUUUUUGCCCUGGUGAAGCCGUUAGACCUGGCCUCGCUGCAGUACUCCAAAUAUGGCAAGAACGACCUGAAGAAGUUCAAAAUCAGCCCAGACUCACUCAUGCAGCUAGCUAUACAGAUGGGAUACCAUCGACUGACGGGUAAGACCGCAGGAACUUACGAGUCCUGUAGCACGGCUGCGUUCAAACAUGGCCGCACAGAAACCGUUCGCUCGUGCACCGCGGAGACCAGGCAGUGUUCGCUGGCGUUCGACAAGGUCGGCUCCGCGAACGCAUCGGACCUGCGUCAGCUGAUUCAAGCCUGCUCUGAUAAACACAACAGCCUCACCAAAAAUGCUGCUAUGGGCCAGGGCUGGGAUCGUCACCUGUUUGCCCUGCGCCUUCUGGCAGAGAAGAGCGGCGCGUCUCCCGCCAUUUUCCGGGACCCCGCGUACGCCACCAUUAACCACAUCAUCCUCUCCACGAGCACCCUCAGCAGCCAUGCCGUCCAACUUGGUGGCUUUGCGCCCGUCGUGCCGAAUGGUUUUGGCAUCGGCUAUGGGAUCCGAGACAGGUGAUGACUGGUUGUUUUUUUGUGCUU